GUCAAGUUGAUUCACCGAUUCUCCUCUACCUCUCUCAGUUGAUUUCUUACUCUUCUCAUGGCGAAUCCGGCGGAUAAACCCGACCCGAAUCUCACCACCCCCGAUGAAGUUGAAGUAAGAGAAGAAAUCGAAGACAUUAACGGUGGCGAAGAAGAAGAAGAAGAGGAGUAUGAAGGAGAAGAAGACGAUGACGCAUCGAAACCACCUCAAACGCGAGAGGAUGCUGCCGCGAGUCGGGCCAACGCGCAGAAUCUCUUCCGUCGCAUGGGAGUAGCUCCCGUUCCGGUCCGUGUCCACGACGUGAUCGUCAAGGGAAACGAGAAGACCAAGGACUACGUGAUCGAGGCCGAGGUUGACGGCGUCAGGCGCGCCGCCACGUUGCAGGAGCUUCUCGAAGCUGCAAACGUCGCCAAUUCCAAUCUCCGCGCGCUCGAUAUCUUCGAUUCGGUCAAGAUCACGCUCGAUGCUGGUCCUCCCGAGCUUCCCGACACCACCAAUGUGGUUGUCAAAGUCGUCGAGAGCCAAAGCCCUCUCGCUGCUGAGAUCGUAACCGCCACGAGAUCGCAGGCUAGGUCGUCAAGCCUUGAAGGCUCUUUGAAGUACAAGAACAUAUUCGGCCAUGGAGAUAUCUGGGACACUUCACUUGCUUACGGCUGCGACAGCUCUGGAGAGGUUGGCUUGGGGAUGUAUCUCCCUAGGCUGAUCAGAGGACGUCCGUCUCCGUUCACCUCGCGUCUCUACCUCUCUACGCAAGAUUGGGUUAAGUUCUCUUCUUACAGAGAAAAAGCGCUUGGUGUUUCCCUCGGGGUUCUCUUGAGCAAGAAUCACGAGCUGGGGUACACGCUUGCGUGCCGUAACGUGAUUGAUCCGACGCAGAUGGCGUCGAGGACGAUAAGGAGACAGAUUGGGCAUAGUUUGGUGUCUGAUCUCAGGUACACUUUCAAAGUUGACGAGAGGAACUCGUCCUUGAGGCCAACUCGUGGAUACUCUUUCGUCUCCACUUCUCAGAUAGGUGGUUUUGCGCCUGGUAGGCGUACACUUCGGUUCUUGCGUCAGGAAGUUGAUCUUAAAUAUGCUGUUCCACUUGGUUUCUACCGUUCUGCUCUGAACUUUGGUGUAUCUGGGGGAAUCACGUUUCCAUGGGGAAAGGGAUACAAGAGCAGAGCUUCUUCUGUGUCGGAGAGGUUUUUCUUAGGUGGGAACAUUUCGCCUGUGUGUUCUUUGGGAGGACCGUCUGCGUUAUGGGGAUUCAAGACAAGGGGACUGGGUCCCAACGAGCCAAGGAGGGAAGUGGAAGACGAUCAGAGUGGUGGUGGUGGUGGUGACAGAUAUGAGCAGGAUUUCGUGGGAGGUGAUGUUGCGGUCACUGCAUUUGCGGACCUUUCUUUUGAUUUCCCGUUGAGAUGGUUCAGAGAGAGAGGGAUCCAUGGGCAUGUGUUUGCAUGUGCUGGGAACAUGGCGGAGUUAUCAGGGAACAAGUAUCGUAAUUUCACUGCUCCUAAGUUCUUAGAGACGUUCAGAAGCUCAGUAGGUGCAGGAAUCGUGUUACCAACUAGUCUAUUUCGCAUGGAGCUUAACUACUGCCACAUAGUGAAGAAACAAGAACACGAUAGAGCAAAAUCUGGGUUUUUCCUGACAUUCUCAACGCCAUCAUCUUAAUGCAACCUUUGAUGAUUUCAUUGCCGUGGCUGCUUGCAGUGUCAUGUUCGUUUUUUGGAAUUGAAGCUUGAAGAAAGAAGUCGGUUUGGAAAUUUCUUGACAAAAAACUUUUACAUAAACCGGAAUUAUUUUCAUGCGUCUUUGAAUAAGAACGUUACAUUUUGUUUUAUUAUGGUGACACAAUUUGAACACUAACAAUUAAGCUCAAAUGUUGUCUA
Molecule: messenger RNA, 1877 nt
Organism: Raphanus sativus (radish)
Lineage: Eukaryota; Viridiplantae; Streptophyta; Magnoliopsida; Brassicales; Brassicaceae
Exons: 4
Coding region: 58-1659 (533 amino acids)
Biological process (GO): protein insertion into mitochondrial outer membrane
Cellular component (GO): SAM complex; outer membrane
Source: RefSeq, a predicted model, not a curated record